Messenger RNA from Ailuropoda melanoleuca (giant panda), 3321 nucleotides. Its product is annotated as von Willebrand factor A domain-containing protein 5B1. Bases 1 to 2922 code for a protein of 973 amino acids. Lineage: Eukaryota; Metazoa; Chordata; Mammalia; Carnivora; Ursidae. The transcript is spliced from 17 exons. The record is from RefSeq and is a predicted model, not a curated record.
AUGAUAGACUCCUACAAGGUGGAGCUAAAGCAGUNCGACCGGUCCGUGGAGAUUCUCAUCCACCCCAGCGAGCCCCACAUGCCACACGUCCUGAUGGAGAAAGGGGACAUGACCCUGGGAGAGUUUGAGCAGCACUUGAAAGGAAGAACGGAGUUCAUUAAAGGGAUGAAGAAGGACAGCAGGGCAGAGAGACAGACAGAAAUCAUCCGGAAACGCCUCCACAAGGACAUUCCCCACCAUUCGGUCAUCAUGCUCAACUUCUGCCCUGACCUCCAGUCGGUCCAGCCGAACCUGAGAAAGACCCAUGGGGAGUUCAUCUUCCUCAUUGACCGGAGCGGCAGCAUGAGUGGGACCAACAUUCACCGUGUCAAGGAUGCCAUGCUGGUGGCUCUUAAGAGCCUCAUGCCAGCCUGCCUCUUCAAUGUCAUUGGGUUUGGAUCCACAUUUAAGACCCUCUUCCCUUCCAGUCAGACCUACAGUGAGGAGAGCGUGGCCAUGGCUUGUGACAACAUCCAGAGAAUGCGUGCUGACAUGGGUGGCACCAACAUCCUUUCCCCGCUCAAGUGGAUCAUUCGGCAGCCAGUGCACCGAGGUCACCCGCGGCUUCUCUUCCUGAUCACAGAUGGUGCCGUCAACAACACCGGCAAGGUGCUAGAACUGCUGCGAAACCAUGCCUUCUCCACCAGGUGCUAUAGCUUUGGAAUUGGACCCAACGUCUGCCACAGACUGGUGCGAGGGCUGGCAACUGUGUCCAAGGGCAGUGCUGAGUUUCUGGUGGAGGGGGAGCGGCUCCAACCCAAGAUGAUCAAAUCCCUGAAGAAGGCCAUGGCCCCAGUCCUGAGUGAUGUAACUGUGGAGUGGGUCUUCCCCGAGACCACUGAGGUCCUGAUCUCGCCUGUGAGCACCAGCUCCCUCUUCCCUGGAGAGCGGCUGGUGGGAUAUGGCAUUGUGUGUGAUGCCUCUUUAUACAUCUCCCAUCCCAGAUCUGACAAGAGGAGACGAUACAGCAUGCUACACUCUCAGGGCUCCAGCAGUUCCAGUUCCGUCUUCUACCAUUCCCAGGAUGAGGGGCCCAGCCCAGACAGCAGAAACUGUGCCAAGAGUGUGGGGGCUCACUUCAACCUGAGGCAGCCCAAAGAUGUGCAGCCAUCCACCGGAGAUGCCACCACUAAUCCUGGUCUAGACUUCUCCCAGAGACGGCGAGCAUAUAGCACCAACCAGAUCACCAACCACAAGCCCUCCCCAAGGGCCCCCACAGCCAGCGAUCCCACAGUGCUUGCCAGGAGAUACCCACUUCGGAAAGCCAAGCUGCAGGACCUCACCAACCAGACGAGCACAGAUGCCCCGUGGUGGCAGAUUGAUUUGCAGCCCUUGCUAAACAGUGGUCUGGACCUGAGCCAGGGCCCCAAACUCCGGAGCCCGGGAGCCCGCAGGCCUUCUCUGCUGCCCCAAGGCUGCCAGCCUAGCCUGCCCUCUGGCCAGGAGACCCAAACCUGGAGCCCCAUGAAAGAGCCGGAUCUUGGGUCUAGCCUGAAGCCUGCCUCAGACAGCCGUAGCCCAGGGGAACUGGAGCCGUCCCAUCACCCUUCCGCCUUCAAGACCGAGACGUCCUCGGACUGGGAGCCCCCGGCAGAGUCCGAGGAGCGGAUCAAUCCGGGCAGGCCCCCCACCCCAGGCCCAGUGCUGGGCAAGGCCGUGGUCAAGGGCUUGCGCGACAGCCAACGUUUGCAGUGGGAAGUGACCUUUGAGCUGGGGCCCCCCGGGCCGGAGCCGGGAGCACACGACGCCGACCUGUGGAGCGAGACCUUCCACCACCUGGCGGCCCGCGCCAUCAUCCGCGACUUCGAACAGCUGGCGGAGCGCGAGGGCGAGAUCGAGCCAGGGUCCAGCCGCCGUUACCAGGUGAACGCUGUGCACACCAGCAAGGCCUGCAACGUCAUUAGCAAGUAUACAGUCUUUGUGCCCGUGGACGUGAGCGAGAAGAGGUGCCUGCCCACCGUGGUGGGGUACCCCAACUCUGGUGCUGCAUGGCGGAUGAUCAACUCUCAGGUCCUGACCCGGCAGUGGAGGGGCCCCGCUGCUGGCUUCGGACGGUCUCAGACCUUGCUCGGGGAAGACUCGGCAGCAGGAGACAGCAAAUUCCAGAACCUAAAUGUGGAGGAAAGUCCCACUGCGCCCAUCGGUGAGACCACGUCCCCGGGCCGCGAGAAGUAUGCUGCUUCUGAAGGUCCCCUGCGCAGUCUGGCCACCAAUACGCUUUCUUCCUUCAAGACCUCAGACUCUCUCUUUGGAUCCAGGCUGAAUCUGAGCAAGUCCAGGCUGCUGACUCGAGCAGCCAAGGGCUUCCUGAGCAAGCCACUGACCAAGGUUCCAGAGUCAACCCCAGGGAGCCAGAGUUUCGACUACAUCCCGCUGGUGUCUCUGCAGCUGGCCUCCGGAGCCUUCCUGCUCAACCAAGCCUUCUGCGAGGCCAUCCACAUCCCCAUGGAGAAGCUCAAGUGGACCUCACCCUUCACCUGCCACCGAGUGUCCCUCACCACCCGCCAGCCUGAGUCUAAGGCCCUGAGUCCCCAGCUGUGCACCAGCCCCUCCGCGCGGCACCCCUCCUGUGAUGGCUUCUCCCCGGAGCCCCCGGCAGAGGGCAAGCCAAGCUGGGAGCCCAGGGCGGUGAUAGAACACACAGGGAAGCUGUGGGCCACGGUGGUGGCGCUGGCGUGGCUGGAGCACAGCUCGGCCUCCUACUUCGUCGAGUGGGAGCUGGUGGCCGCCAAGGCCAGCUCGUGGCUGGAGCGGCAGGACGUGCCCGAGGGCCGCACGCAGGGCACCCUCAAGGCGGCCGCCCGCCAGCUGUUCAUGCUGCUGCGGCACUGGGACGAGAACCUGGAGUUCAACAUGCUUUGCUAUAACCCGAAUUACGUGUAGUAGGGGUGGGAAGGGAGGAGGGGGAGGGGACCGUGUGGCCUGGAGGGGGAGCUUUCGCAGCUGUAGCCAAUAUACUGGUUGCUAGAAAGAGCCCUGGACCGGCAGUCAGGAGGCCUGAGUUCAAUCCCAACUUUGCUACCACCUAGCUGUGUGGCUGUAGGCCAGCCCUUACCCCCCGUCUGGGCCUCAGUUUCCCCACCUGUGAAAUAAGUGCAUGAGGUGAGGGAUGGACUGGAUGUCGAGAAACUCCAAAGGUUCCUCUCGGCCGGACACCCAGGCAGCCGUGGGGUGGGGAGAGAGAAAAUACAGUUUAAACCCCAGUUCUCUCUGGAAGAGUGGCUUAAAAUCAAUACCACUGAGGGGCAAAGCCCCCCUCAAAUAAAAGGGUGGAUGAGCGAA